AUGGUGCCCGUUCUACCUUCUUCCUUCUACGCCUACAUCAAACGCAACAUACCCGCCUCCUCUCUAAGGGCCAGGGACUGGGGCGAGUUCACAGAAAGCGCGCUGGUGAAGGUGGUGGAAGGCCUCUCGCCCUCCUGUGGCCCGCCAGCCCUCCUGCAAAUCUAUGAAAGAGAUGUGCGAACCAACGAAACGUCGAAGCUGAUGUGGACGUGUCCCAUCUCGCCGCAGAACCUGCGCGAGGUGCAGGACUCCUCGCGCUACUUCUCCCUCAAGAUCGCGUCCGAUAUCAACUCGGGCGAGGAAAUAUGUUUGGGCAUCGCGUUCUACACCAAGGACGACAGCACGGCCUUCGUCGCCAAACUGUGGUCGGUCAUCCAGAAGGUGAAUGCCGUCAAGGAGCUGCGCAACGAAGAAGAAAUGCAGAAGAAAUAUGGAGACAUGAAGCUCACGGACGACGACGACGAAGACGAAAGUCUGUGGCUGAGCAUGAGCGACGAGCUGGCCAUUGAAGUGUUCAAAAAGCUGAGCUACCGCGACCUAUGCAACGUCGCCUGCACCUGCGUCAAGUGGAACCUCAUCGCCAACGAUGACCUCCUGUGGAAGGAGCUGUAUCGCAAGGAGCGCUACCCGCCAAUGGGCGGGAGUGACAAGAUGCGGCUGACGGGCACCCGAGCACGCCAAUCGCUCUUCUUUUCGUGGAAGACCAAUUUUGUCAACGAAUGGAAGCGAGCACAUCCUGUGGGCAAGAGUCAGUGGCUGGAUGGGGAUCUGAGCAUCAAACUGGUGGCCGUGGGGGACGACUGCAACCGGCUCAAAACGAAACUGCUCUUCACCUACACCGACCGAUAUCCCGAAGACUACGUGCCCACCGUGUUCGAGAACCACGUCGUGACGCGAAAGAUUGGCGACUUCACUGUAGACCUCAACUUAUGGGACACUGCGGGAUCUGGUGAAUACGACCGAUUACGACCACUGUACUACGGAGAGACAGAUGUAUUUAUUGUGCUGUACUCGGUCAUCAACCGAACCUCCUUCCAAAACGUGGCCGCCAAGUGGGUGCCAGAGAUAACGCGAUUUUGUCCCGGAGUGCCCAUAAUCCUGGUGGCGGGCGACGUACACCUGCGGUCCGACGCGUCCGCCCUCCAGAAGCUCGCCGCCAAAGGCGAGUCGCUCGUCACCGAAGAAGAGGUACCCAUCAUCACCAUCAUCAUCGUCAUCAUCAUCGUCACCAUCAUCGUCAUUGUCAUCACCAUCAUCAAGCGCUGA
Acanthamoeba castellanii str. Neff is the source of this 1266-nucleotide messenger RNA. RefSeq names its product Ras subfamily protein. Gene Ontology annotation, biological process: endocytosis; small GTPase-mediated signal transduction. NCBI's taxonomy places the organism in Eukaryota, Discosea, Longamoebia, Acanthamoebidae. Gene Ontology annotation, cellular component: membrane. Bases 1 to 1266 code for a protein of 421 amino acids. The record is from RefSeq and is a predicted model, not a curated record. Gene Ontology annotation, molecular function: GTPase activity; protein binding; GTP binding. The transcript is spliced from 12 exons.